Messenger RNA from Gekko japonicus, 1225 nucleotides. It is a transcript of the gene SMU1, whose product is annotated as smu-1 suppressor of mec-8 and unc-52 homolog (C. elegans). The annotation marks the transcript as partial. The record is from RefSeq and is a predicted model, not a curated record. NCBI's taxonomy places the organism in Eukaryota, Metazoa, Chordata, Lepidosauria, Squamata, Gekkonidae. Gene Ontology annotation, cellular component: precatalytic spliceosome. Gene Ontology annotation, molecular function: protein binding. Gene Ontology annotation, biological process: mRNA splicing, via spliceosome. The transcript has 5 exons.
GUGUGGAAGAUUCAGAGCGGGCAGUGCCUCAGGCGAUUUGAGCGCGCGCACAGCAAGGGUGUCACCUGUCUGAGUUUUUCAAAGGACAGCAGUCAGAUCCUCAGCGCCUCUUUCGACCAGACGAUCAGGAUCCACGGCUUGAAAUCCGGGAAGACUCUCAAGGAGUUCCGUGGUCAUUCUUCUUUCGUCAACGAAGCGACUUUCACCCAGGACGGUCAUUACAUUAUCAGCGCGUCUUCUGACGGCACCGUCAAGGUCUGGAAUAUGAAGACGACAGAAUGCUGCAACACCUUCAAAUCGCUCGGCAGCACCGCUGGGACAGACAUCACCGUGAACGGCGUGAUUCUGCUGCCUAAAAACCCAGAGCACUUUGUCGUAUGCAACCGAUCCAAUACCGUGGUCAUUAUGAACAUGCAGGGACAAGUACGUUGGAUCUACUGCGUGGGUGAAGACUUUGUGCUGUAUUGUUUCAGCACAGUGACCGGCAAGCUGGAGAGAACUCUAACCGUUCAUGAAAAGGAUGUGAUUGGCAUCGCACACCAUCCCCACCAGAACUUGAUUGGAACCUAUAGUGAAGAUGGGCUCCUGAAGCUCUGGAAACCAUAGGACUGAUUUUUCAUUCCCUUCGGUGUACAGGGAGGGUGUACAUUAUAGUGGUUUCGUUUUGUUGUUGUUUUUCUUAUGAGGUCCAGAAGCGUCACUUUUAAACUCCGACAGAAUUUCAUGUUCAGCUGUCCUAAGAGAAACGUAUGCAUACUACUUUUAUGCUAAGGGUAAGGUUUGUUAGCCGUGCUGGCUAAUUGUGUGCCUGCACAGCAAAGGCAAUUUAAUUUUUUUAAAAAGCAAUUGCUUCCCAUAAGAUUUCCAUUCCACUGCAUAUAAAGUCGAUGGGAAAUGAACAGUUGAGUCUUGAAACAUUUUAGUUUUUGUGCACUGAAUGUGAAACGGAAAAAUCCUCUUGGCAGAGGCAAAAUUACGGAAAACAAAACCAUGGAGCUUUUACAGUCUGAAAAUGAGGGCUGGGUUAAGAGUUCUGCCUCUUAAUGCUUUGUGUGGGUACGCUGGUGUUUGCAAUAGGCAUGAACCAGCCAAAGUGAAGAACUUAAAAACCCCACUGAUUUUUUUAUCGGGAGAGUACUAUAUGAACUUAAAUUUCCCUUUCUGAAACCAUUUAACUUUAGCCUGGGAUGGGACACUUAGUAAAUCUUCCUGGCUUCAAAAAAAA